ACUGUCGUCACAUACACAAUUGAUCUCAUCUUCCAAUCCUCCACAAUUUUGCAUAAUCGAUUCUUGUUGCUAUGAAGAGAAAAAAGUUGCCGGAGAGAGAGGAGGUCCACGAAACUCAGAGCAAGAAGAGUAGCUUCUCCAAGUCCCUGUCUCCAGGACAAAAUUGGAAAUCGAAAUCCAUGAGGAUUAUUCCUGAAGAGAUAUUGAGAAGCAUACCUAAGGCUUUUGAGCACAGGGUGGUGUUCACUGUUCCUUGGAACAAUUCCUGGCAACUCUGGCUCCAGGGAGACAAGAAUUGUCUGUUUAUGAUAAAAGAAGAUUGGGAUGAGUUUGUUGAUGACAACCUUUUAGCUUCAGAUGAUACUUUGCACUUCACACACCAAGGCACUAUGUAUUUCCAAGUCCGGAUCUUCAAGAAAGAUGGUAAAGAGAUCAUCUCUGCACCUCUUGAAGUUGAACCACCCCAUAAUUCUCACCAAGAGACAACUCCUGCCUCUGCAAGUGGAGGAGGGAGAAAGAGUUUUGCUCAUGUAGAAAACCCUGAGCGAUACCUUUUUAAUCCCAGCAACCCUUACUUUGAGAAGACGCUGACCAAAACUAACACUGCCCUGUAUGUGAGUACUCCGGUGGUUAAGAAGUAUGAGUUGGAGUUUGGUCCCCGCAAUUCCUCUAUGCACUUCCUUCUCCCUGACGGAAACAAAAUGGAGGGAUUCAAUAAGAUUUACAGCGGUUUACAUGCUUUCCUUGGCUGGGCAGAUGUAUGCCAAAAGUACAACCUCAAACAAGGAGACACUGUGGUUUGUGAAUUUGAACUCUCUGGACGUGUGGUUACUGCUGUAAGAGUGCAUUUCGUCACUGCCUCUAACUCUGCAAGUGGAAGACAAACUAGUCGAGGGAGGCAGAGUUUUGAUCAUGUUGAAAACCCUGAGCGAUACCUCUUAAAUCCCAACAACCCUUACUUUGAGAAGACACUGACGAAAACAAACAGUGUUCUGCAUGUGAGUCCUCCGGUGAUUAAGAAGUAUGGCUUGGAGUUUGGUCCUCAUAGUUCCUCCAUGGACUUCCUUCUUCCCGAUGGAAGCAAAAUGGAGGGCUUCACUAAGAGUUACUGCGGUUUAUAUGGUUUCCUGGGAUGGGCAGCUGUAUGUCAAAAGUACAACCUCAAACCAGGAGACACUGUGGUUUGUGAAUUUGAACUCUCAAGAGGUGUGGUUUCAGCUGUUAGAGUGCAUUUCGUGAAUGAAUAACAUGACAACUCUAGUCUCCUUCUUAUGAGUCAGGUUUCUAAAUAUAGUUUUUACCAACCUAUUAUUCUAAUGCUAGAUGUGACCUCCAUGUUGGUAUUCAACAAAUUUGUAGCAAUAAACUUGAUCUUUAUGUUGGUUUAACUGACUUGCAGUGCUAAAUUUCUUAUUCUU
This is a messenger RNA of Brassica oleracea var. oleracea, 1418 nucleotides long. RefSeq names its product B3 domain-containing protein At5g25470-like. The transcript is spliced from 7 exons. Gene Ontology annotation, molecular function: DNA binding. The record is from RefSeq and is a predicted model, not a curated record. Lineage: Eukaryota; Viridiplantae; Streptophyta; Magnoliopsida; Brassicales; Brassicaceae. Bases 72 to 1247 code for a protein of 391 amino acids.